This is a messenger RNA of Neopsephotus bourkii (Bourke's parrot), 2959 nucleotides long. It is a transcript of the gene TRIM59, whose product is annotated as tripartite motif containing 59. Bases 258 to 1481 code for a protein of 407 amino acids. The transcript is spliced from 2 exons. Gene Ontology annotation, molecular function: zinc ion binding. The record is from RefSeq and is a predicted model, not a curated record. Lineage: Eukaryota; Metazoa; Chordata; Aves; Psittaciformes; Psittacidae. Gene Ontology annotation, cellular component: intraciliary transport particle B; cilium; centrosome. Gene Ontology annotation, biological process: cilium assembly.
CCGCCCCGCUGCCGUUUACUUUCGAACAGCGCGGGCGUCGGUUGCUCUCGCGCAUGCGUAGCUCGGCGGCGCUGUGGAGAGCGGCCGGGCGCGGGCCCGCUGGGCGAGGCGGGGGUCUGAAGUCGUCGGUGGUUUCGCCGUGCAGAGCCUAUCGGCUCCCCGUGAGGAGGGCGGAAUAGAGGCUCUAUGCUGGUGUCCUGGCGCGGGGGUGCGGAGCGGGGCGCAGCCGAGGAGGCGGCGAACGGAGCGGCCAGGACAUGCAUCACUUUGAGGAAGAACUAACGUGUUCUAUUUGCUACAGCAUAUUUGAAGAUCCACGUGUUCUGCCCUGUUCCCACACGUUCUGUAGAAAUUGUCUGGAAAAUGUCAUUCAGCUGUCGAGCAACUUUUCCAUCUGGAGACCUCUGAGAAUUUCUCUGAAGUGCCCGAACUGCAGGAGCAUCGUGGAAAUUCCUGCUGAUGGUACAGAGUCGUUGCCUAUCAACUUUGCACUGAAGGCUAUUAUUGAAAAAUGCCAACAGGAGGAUCACUCUGAUGUUGCAACCUGCAGUGAACACUACAGGCAACCGCUGAACGUUUACUGCCUUUUGGAUAGAAAAUUGGUGUGUGGCCAUUGCCUUACGAUAGGAAAACACAAUGGCCAUCCCAUUGAUGACCUUCAGAGUGCCUACACAAAAGAAAAGGAGACUUUUGUAAAACUUCUUGAGCAGCUGACUGAUAAACACUGGACUGAUGUCUGCCUGCUUAUUGAAAAGCUGAAAGAACAGAAGUCGCAGUGCGAAAGCGUUGUCCAGGAUGACAGAAAAGCAGUAGUACAGUAUUUUAAGAAACUUGGCGAGAUAUUGGAGCACAAAAAACAGGCUCUGCUGACAGCACUGGAUGAAAUGAACGCACACAUUUUAGAAGAGUAUGAGCCUCUCAUUGAGAAGCUGAAGAAAAUAAGGGAAGAACAGCUUGAAUUAAUGUCCCUGCAUACCUCUAUUAAAAAAGAAGAGUCCCCACUUAUUUUUCUUGAGAAGGUGAAUGGUCUGCAUCAGCGUAUAAAAGCUCUGAAACAGAAGGAACUCCCAGAUGUUAAACCUGUGGAGAUUCAUCCCAGGAUUGGGCACCUGUUGAAAGAUGUGUGGUCCCAAACCAAAAUUGGUCAGAUCAACAAGAUCCUCAAUCCAGAAAUAAAACUGAUUCCAAAAGAGAAGUUAUGCAGCAAAGGCAGUGGAAAGGAAGGAAGAGACUCAGAACUCCUCCAGCCAGUAAAUCCUUUUGCAGUCCUGUUGCUCUUGAUGAUGAUGACAGCGGUAACUCUGUUUUCAUUUCACAGGCCAGUGUUGUCAGUUGUAAUUGAAGAUAUUCGCACUUAUAUUUCAGAAUUCCUGCUGCUUAUUUAUCGAGAUUUUGUCACUCGUUUGCAGAAUACAGCGGAUGUGCUGGACCAUAUGUUUAAUUUACUGAUAGGAAAUUUUAGGGAGAACUGUUUCUUUUGACUAUCUCAAUGAUAACUUAGAAGUCAGUUUGUUAAAGCUUUACACUUUUUAUUUCCACAUCCUUCCUUUUUUCUGUAUUGUAUAGAUUUCCUCUUCGCUAACUCUUACCUGUGAAGGUUUGUAACAGGCAAGGCUUCCGCUGACAUGGUACAGUAGGUUGGUAGGUGUUUGCUUGCACUGGAAGGUACUCAGAAACAGUGGCUGUGAAGAGCUGGUUGGCUUACAGACCAUAAUCUUGAGUCUUGUUUGUAAGAGCUCCUUGAAAAUCUACUAGCUUGCUUUUUUUUUUUUUUUUAAAUAAAAGCACUGCAAGGCUAGAUGUUAGAAGGAGACCUUAGCCACUGGCUCUGGUAGGUGUAAAACUCCUGUUCUGUGUUUUACUGAGCAGUCUCCGGAUAUGUUUUAAGUAAGUGACACACCCAUGGUCAUUAAAGCAUGUAUUCAUGGGCCAGGGCUUCAUUUGCUUUGUGGCUGGUUAUUGGUGAAGAACAUGAUUUCAUCUUUGUUUUGUUUGGGGUUGUUUUUAACCUGGAAAAAAUAACUUAGUGUCUUUCAGAUGGUUUGUGCCUCUUUACAGAGCAGUAUCAAUAGAAGUUAUGCUGAAAUACUGCAGUUCUUUACUGCCAGCUGCGCACAAAUCAUGUGUUUGCUCAGGCUGGUAGGAACCUCUCACCACUCUCGAAAAUGAGCCCCAGCUUUGUGCUAAAUCAUUUCAGAUGUGGUGAAAAUAGAGACUUACUGUAGUAAGUAGCAAGAGUCUCAGAGAACUCAGUGGUGUAAGGACUUCAGACAUUGUCCAGAGCUCUUAAACAACUUGACAGUGAGUGUAAAUUUAUUUUCUACUUUUCAGCACAAAUAACAGAUCUUUACCUUCACACAGAUGAAACAUGCAUCUUUUCUUCCACAGCGAAACACUCACUAAUCCUGUUUGCUGUUUUUGCUGAGGUUCUCCAACCUAACUUGUGUUCUGGAGCAAAGGCGCAAGGGAAAAAUAACUUUGGCCUUUGGUUAUUAACAGGCUGAUUACAGCAAGUACUGGGGCAGCUUCGAAGUGCUGCAGUGACAGCAGCAGAACAUGGAUCACUGAUUUUAUAAAACCCCAAAAAUGAUUAUUCACCAUGUCUAUUGUAUUUGAUUUUACAAAAUUAAUAGUAGAUUCUAGCGUGGUAGGGCUCCUUGGCUGUUGUUUAGUUUUAAAUAAUAGAAGUUAUUUAAGUAGUGGUUGAAUUCUAAGGCUAGCUGCUAACUGGUUGGUGUAUCAAACCAAAACUUAUUGCAACUAGCAGAUGAUGCUGGGCUCCUGCAAACUACCCACUGCUGCCAGGCUUCCUGGAGGGCUGAGUGCACAGUUGAUUCAGAUGCUUUCCUAAACCUAAAUAAAUAUCCUAAUAAGGAUAUUGAGAUCAUAACAUCAUGGUAUUGAUAAAACACUUGAGUCAGUGAUGCAGUGGUGGCACAGGUCCCUUCCCAGCAGCUUG